Molecule: messenger RNA, 2844 nt
Organism: Eptesicus fuscus (big brown bat)
Lineage: Eukaryota; Metazoa; Chordata; Mammalia; Chiroptera; Vespertilionidae
Product: zinc finger protein 182
Exons: 1
Coding region: 1-1566 (521 amino acids)
Biological process (GO): regulation of transcription by RNA polymerase II
Cellular component (GO): nucleus
Molecular function (GO): RNA polymerase II cis-regulatory region sequence-specific DNA binding; DNA-binding transcription activator activity, RNA polymerase II-specific
Source: RefSeq, a predicted model, not a curated record
AUGCAAGUUGGGUUCCCUGACAAGAAAACAAUUACCAACAAGAGUGAUCAUGACUAUACUGAAUUUGGAAACACACUUUAUAUGAGUACAAACCUUGUUGCUUCAAUACAAAGACCCCAUAAACAUGAGUCAUUUGGAAAUAAUAUGUUAGAUAAUUUAGACUUAUUUAGUAGAAGCUUUGUAGGAAAGAGACAUGAUAAUGGAAGUACAAAAUUAUUAUUCCAUACUGAAUAUGAGAAAACAACUCCUGGAGUGAAAACUUAUGGAUAUAAAGAGUGUGGGAAGACCCUCAGGCGAAAGAAAGGUCUUAGUCUACAUCAGAGAAUUAAAAAUGGAGAGAAACCCUUUGAGUGUAGUGCAUGUAGGAAAACCUUCAGCAAGAAGUCACACCUCAUUGUGCAUUGGAGAACUCAUACGGGAGAGAAACCCUUUGGAUGUACUGAAUGUGGAAAAGCCUUUAGUCAAAAAUCUCAGCUCAUCAUACACCUGAGAACUCAUACAGGAGAGCGACCCUUUGAGUGUCCAGAAUGUGGAAAAGCCUUCAGAGAAAAGUCAACUGUCAUCAUACAUUAUAGGACUCAUACAGGAGAGAAACCCUAUGAAUGUAAUGAAUGUGGAAAAGCCUUCACUCAAAAGUCAAAUCUCAUUGUCCACCAGAAAACCCACACAGGAGAGAAAACUUACGAAUGCACUAAAUGUGGGGAAUCUUUCAUACAGAAGCUUGAUCUAAUUAUACACCAUAGUACCCAUACAGGAAAGAAACCCCAUGAAUGUAAUGAGUGUAAGAAAACUUUCAGUGAUAAGUCAACUCUUAUUAUACAUCAAAGAACUCAUACGGGAGAGAAACCUCAUAAAUGUACUGAAUGUGGGAAGUCUUUCAAUGAGAAGUCAACUCUCAUUGUGCAUCAGAGAACUCAUACAGGAGAGAAACCUUAUGAAUGUGAUGUGUGUGGGAAAACCUUCACCCAGAAGUCAAACCUUGGCGUACAUCAAAGAACCCAUUCAGGAGAGAAACCCUUUGAAUGUAAUGAAUGUGAGAAAGCAUUCUCCCAGAAAUCCUAUCUCAUGCUACACCAGAGAGGUCAUACAGGAGAGAAGCCAUAUGAAUGUAAUGAAUGUGAAAAAGCAUUUUCUCAGAAAUCAUAUCUCAUUAUACAUCAAAGAACUCAUACAGAAGAAAAACCCUAUAAGUGUAAUGAAUGUGGCAAAGCCUUCAGAGAAAAGUCAAAGCUUAUUAUACAUCAGAGAAUUCACACAGGAGAGAAACCCUAUGAAUGUCCUGUAUGUUGGAAAGCUUUUAGCCAGAAGUCACAGCUCAUAAUACAUCAGCGAACACACACAGGAGAGAAACCCUAUGCAUGCACUGAGUGUGGCAAAGCCUUUAGAGAAAAAUCAACAUUCACUGUACACCAAAGAACUCACACUGGAGAGAAACCCUAUAAGUGUACAGAAUGUGGGAAAGCCUUUACCCAAAAAUCAAACCUUAUUGUACAUCAGAGAACACAUACAGAAAAGAAAGUCCAUGGGAAAGGCCACAGCCGGAAGUCAAAGCUCAUUACACAUUAGAAAAUAAAUCAGUAGUGUUUGUUAUGUUCCCUGAAGAAACGGUUUGUUAGUUAACGUUUUUUUAAGUAUGUUCUGACUUCUGGUUUAAAUAUAGGGAUAAAGUCAGCCUUUUUUUUUUUUUUUCAUCUCAGUCUUUACCCAAAAGCUACAGGGAGGCAAAGAAACAGAAGUGUAAUCUCUGUAUCUGACAAAAUUAGGAGAUAUCUAAAAUCCCAAUGAGAGGGUUGCCAUGGGCAGAUAUGGGAGAUCUCUGAGGACAGAGGAUGCUCAAGGAUGCAGAUGUGACACAGUACUGGUAAGGACACUUAGCAGAGGUUCAUAUACAAGCAAACAGGAGUAACCCAGAGCAUGGGUAGGUGGGAGGUCGGAUGUUUCCAUUUGGCAUCUGAGGAGAGAUAGGCAGGGGCCUUGACAAGGAAUUGCUCAGACAAGUCAUACUUAGCAGAAGCUAGUCUGUACUAAUCAGAGGAGCAAUUGGUGGGGGCUGGGGCAAGCGAAGGCAGUGUUUCUUGUGACGAACCCUACAGCUUCCUCUAUUUACUGACUCCAGAGAAGCCAAGUCUGAAAGAACUAUCAAAUGGAAAAAAAUCCCAGUUGCAAGAGAACCUCUGAUCUGCCUGAAAUGUGGCCCUGGUUUCUUUUGCCACAUGAACCUCCAGUAAACACCAUGUCCAGAAAAAACUCUUAUUUAAAGAGGAAUGAUUCCAAAGUAACCAAAACCACAAAUGUACAUGGCUUUUCCAGCAAUCCCACUUCUAGGAAUGUAUAUACUCAUGCAUAUACUAGUACAAAAUGAUGAAGACACAGAGGUAUUCACUGAUGCACUGUUGUGAAAACAAAAGGUUGGAAGCUGUAGAUACGACAACACCAGGGCUCUGGUUCCUGAAAUGCUGGUAUGUUGAUUCAGCAAACUCCUAGGUAGAAAAAAAUCAAUAAAAUAUAUAAAGAGAACUUGGACACCAUUUAUGAAGUGAUGUGGGAUGCUCUCCAACGUACAUUAUUUGGUGGAAAAAGCAAAGUGCAGAAUAGUGAGUAUAAUGUGCUACCAUUUAUAUAUAAAAAGGAGAACAUAUGCUAAGUAUUGAGUGUAUAUGGAUAAACUGUCUCUGGAAAGAUAACACAAGAAGCUGGUACCCAUGAUUACCUCUAGGAAAGAGAAGGGGAAGUGGGUAGCUGUGGGGAUGGAAUUGUUAGGGAGACAACAGUAUAUCCUUUCAUAACUUUUGAAAAUUGUACUGUGUGGAAGUACUACUUUUUCACUCAAUAAAUAAAACUUUA